Megalopta genalis is the source of this 1206-nucleotide messenger RNA. RefSeq lists its product as uncharacterized. Lineage: Eukaryota; Metazoa; Arthropoda; Insecta; Hymenoptera; Halictidae. The record is from RefSeq and is a predicted model, not a curated record.
CGACCGUGCGUUUUCAGACGGAAAUGUCCGGGCUCGUUUUCUUCGCAAUUCUGAUGCUCCACGGUAGCAGCAUUUCAACGGCGAAGCCGCUCGAUGCCGAAGACGUGGCGAGUUUGCUGCCGCCGACACCUCGAGACAAGAACGAAACGAUCGCCGCGGUCGUUCAGGAUCCAGUUAUUCAGGAUGCUGUACACCAAACCGCCAGCAAUAGCUCGCUGAAUGGUCUCGUCGUUAAAAGGAAGGUUUACAUUCUACCAGCUAAUGAUCCAAACAAGAUCAUCUCGGCACGCGAACACAUUCUGGUGGUGCCGACCGAGAAUCUGGAGGACGUGCGAAAGAACAUCACGGAAACGAAGCAGGCGGAAGCUGCGUUGAUCGAGUCCUCCUCGGUGGACAAUCGAUUGCUGGCCGAAGGCGAGCAGGCGGAUGACUACGUGCCGCAGGGUGACUCAACCCCCGGCUUCCGGGAAAACGACGGCGCGCUGGGCCAGAACGCGUUCGCGGAUGCGGGAAUCGAGCAGAUACCGGUGAACGGUGAUCGUAAAAUCGAGUCCGAGUUCCUGGAACAGAAGCUGAGCCAACGUGCACCGUUGCCGGAAGAAGACUCGAGGAAGGUGGCGGUCCCCAUAGUGGCGGUCAUCGACCCUUCCAGCGUCAACAAUGGCAAAGUGGACACUCCCAUAGUGGCGAUUCUGCCGAACCAGCUGUCCGGCAACACCGUCGACAAGCAGGUCCAAUUUUUGAAGGACAACAGCGACAAGAUCCAGGAGAAAACGCAGAACUACAUCGAUCGGUCCUCCUUGACCGUUAAUCCCGAUUACUGGAAGACGUCGACGCUCGGGUCGGAGAUCGCGAUCGUGCCGUCGACGCAGGAAACGAUGCCGGUGUCGCUGUUGCCGGACGGAUCCUCGAAUCUGUUGAACGAGGAGCUGUUCCUGGCGCCUGUCGCGGUGCCAAGAUGGGGCAUCGUCGCGCCGUUAUUCCCGGAUCACGAUGAAUAUCCGAGGGCGGCCGGCGACAUGGACGUCGCCGAGGACAUCAUCUUCAGACCCCUCUUCCGGUAUCGGCAGGAGUCGCAGGCCAGGUCUAGGUACCGCGACGAGUACAGCAAUCGAAGAUACUACGAUUACCCGAGACGUAGUUAUUACAGAUCUCAGUACGACGAUUAUUAGAAUUUGUUUAUGAAAAUAUUACAUAUAUUGUUAU